Syzygium oleosum is the source of this 1677-nucleotide messenger RNA. RefSeq names its product aspartyl protease family protein At5g10770-like. The transcript has 3 exons. Bases 29 to 1450 code for a protein of 473 amino acids. The record is from RefSeq and is a predicted model, not a curated record. Gene Ontology annotation, molecular function: aspartic-type endopeptidase activity. Gene Ontology annotation, biological process: proteolysis. NCBI's taxonomy places the organism in Eukaryota, Viridiplantae, Streptophyta, Magnoliopsida, Myrtales, Myrtaceae.
AGCAAUUCAUUUUUUCUCUUUCAGAUUGAUGGGGGGCUCAUUUUUCUGUGUGUUCAACGGGGCUCGCCUCUUUCUCUCUCUCCAUAUCCUCAUGAUUUGCUUCAUGCACAAAGGUUAUACUUAUGGAGUAGAAGGGAAGAUUGCAAGCCACACUGUAUCAGUUAGCUCUCUAUUGCCUUCUCCUUCUUGCUCGCCUUCCACUAGCAAAGCUAGCAGCCGAAAGUCGACCUUGGAAGUAAUUCACAAGCAUGGCCCAUGCUCUCCCCUUGUUCAAGACCACAAUCCUCUAAAUCACACUGAAGUCCUGCUACAAGAUGAAUCAAGGGUCAAGUGGAUUCAGUCCCAAUCCUCCAACCGCGGCGAUGGCCUUAAAGCUUCGGCCAUGGUCAGUCUUCCGGCAAAGUCUGGCUUCACCAUCGGCACUGGCAAUUACGUAGUGACAAUCGGUCUCGGCAUGCCAAAAAAGGACCUCACUCUCGUAUUUGACACUGGCAGCGGCCUCACGUGGACCCAGUGCGAGCCGUGCGUUGGAUCUUGCUACACUCAGUCCGAACCGAUCUUCAACCCAUCUCAAUCGUCAUCCUAUGCUAAUAUCUCGUGCGCCUCGACAUCAUGCUCUCAACUUGGUGGUUCGGGAUGCUCCCGAUCAACAUGUCUAUAUUCCAUUACAUACGGCGAUCAAUCAUUUUCGAUGGGCUUCUUCGCAACUGAGAAGUUGACUAUAACGCCAACGGAGGUGAUCGACAAUUUCGAAUUUGGCUGUGGCCAGGACAACUCAGGCCUCUUUGGCAGAGCAGCAGGGUUGAUCGGACUCUCUGACAACAGCAUCUCCUUCGUGGAACAAACUGCAGCCAAAUAUGGCAAGUAUUUCUCCUACUGCUUGCCCUCUACCACUAGCUACACCGGACACUUGACUUUCGGCAAGGACGGCGGAGCACCGAGCUCGGUUAGCUUCACGCCGUUAUCAAAGGUUCCACAAAGCACGCAAUUCUACGGAAUAAGUAUCCUAGGAAUCACUCUAGGGGGGAAUCGUCUAUCGAUACCUUCGAUGGCUUUCUCAAGUGGAGGUGCCAUCAUCGACUCGGGAACCGUUAUUACCCGAUUGCCUCCAACAGCUUACAGUGCCUUGAGAACUGCCUUCAGGAAUGCGAUGGCAAAUUACACGAUGGCGCCGGCGCUUUCCAUUCUUGAUACUUGCUAUGACUUCAGCAAAGAGAGCACAAUCAAGGUCCCAUUGAUAACAUUCUCUUUUGCUGGGGGAGUCGAUGCCGAUUUGGGCCCAAAAGGGAUAUUUUUCGUCGCGAGUGCCUCGCAAGUUUGCCUAGCCUUUGCACCGAAUCGUGCUGAUAGCAAUCUGGGCAUUUACGGUAAUACGCAGCAGAAAACGUUUGAAGUUGUGUACGAUGUUGCUGGAAGAAAGUUAGGUUUUGGUUCGAAUGGCUGUUCCUAAGAUGGACGGAAUUAAACGAAAGUUAUUUAUAGAUAUCCUCGAUGACAAUAAGCGGUAUACAAAUUGAAUAUGUCGUCAUGAGUUAAACUUUCUGAAUUUUAACUAUUGCAAAUCGAGAAUAAUGGAAGUGCUAUUACUAUGCCCUUCUUUCGUUUUGUUCAACAUCGAUUUGUGUGAGUUUUCCAAACGAGGGACAUUAUUAAUAUGCAUAUUUAAAUAAACAUAAA